Ictalurus punctatus (channel catfish) is the source of this 6983-nucleotide messenger RNA. RefSeq names its product solute carrier family 7 member 14a (gene slc7a14a). Bases 55 to 2340 code for a protein of 761 amino acids. The record is from RefSeq and is a predicted model, not a curated record. Gene Ontology annotation, biological process: transmembrane transport; amino acid transport. Gene Ontology annotation, cellular component: plasma membrane. Lineage: Eukaryota; Metazoa; Chordata; Actinopteri; Siluriformes; Ictaluridae. Gene Ontology annotation, molecular function: amino acid transmembrane transporter activity. The transcript has 7 exons.
UUCUCUUUCUCCUUCUCUCUCUCUCUCUCUCUCUCUCUCUCUCUGUCCUCCACCAUGAGUCGUUUCCUGUCUAAGUUGGACCCCAGGCGUGUCCAGUGGAGGGCAUUUAGCUCCCGUGUGCUCCGCACCAAGCCGGUGGAGUCCAUGUUGGAGAGUGAGAGCAGCACUAAAUUGGCACGUGUCCUGACGACCUUUGACCUCGUCUCCCUCGGUGUUGGCAGCUGCGUCGGUACGGGAAUGUAUGUCGUAUCCGGGCUCGUUGCUAAGGAAAUGGCCGGCCCAGGGGUGAUCGUGUCCUUCAUCAUUGCUGCCGUGGCCUCCAUCCUGUCAGGUGUGUGUUACGCCGAGUUUGGUGUGCGUGUGCCGAAGACGACGGGUUCCGCGUACACCUACAGCUACGUAACGGUGGGCGAGUGUGUGGCCUUCUUCAUCGGCUGGAACCUGAUCCUGGAGUAUCUGAUCGGCACGGCGGCCGGAGCGAGUGCUCUCAGCAGCAUGUUCGACUCGCUCGCUAACCACAGCAUCAGCUCCUUCAUGAUCAGCCAUGUGGGCACGCUCAAUGGCCUCGGUAAAGGUGAGCUGGCGUACCCUGACAUCCUGGCUCUCAUCAUUGCCGUCCUCGUCACGGCCAUCGUGGCUUUGGGAGUGAAGAACUCCGUCGGCUUCAACAACGUCCUGAACAUUAUCAACCUGCUCGUCUGGGUCUUCAUGAUGAUCGCCGGGUUUUUCUUCGUCGACAGCUCCAACUGGGACGGAGGACGAUUCCUGCCUUUCGGCUGGUCAGGGGUGAUGCAGGGCGCGGCCACGUGUUUCUACGCCUUUAUCGGCUUCGACAUCAUCGCUACGACAGGAGAGGAGGCGAAGAGUCCGAACACCUCCAUCCCCUACGCCAUUACAGCAUCACUCAUCACCUGUCUCACUGCCUACGUCUCUGUGAGUGUGAUCCUCACCCUGAUGGUGCCCUACACCCUGAUCGACGCCGACGCCCCCCUGAUGGAGAUGUUCUCUGUGCACGGGUUUUACUCGGCCAAGUACGUGGUGGCUUUCGGCUCCAUCGCCGGACUCACCGUCAGUCUGCUCGGCUCGCUCUUCCCCAUGCCACGAGUCAUCUACGCCAUGGCGGGGGACGGCCUGCUCUUCAGGUUCCUGGCUAACGUGAGCUCGUACACGGAGACGCCGGCGGUGGCGUGCGUGGUGUCGGGUUUCCUCGCCGCACUCCUCGCUCUGUUGGUGAGUCUGCGCGAUCUGAUCGAGAUGAUGUCCAUCGGCACGCUGUUGGCCUACACGCUCGUCUCCGUGUGCGUGCUGCUGCUGCGCUACCAGCCCGAAAGCGACAUCCACGGCUUUGUCAACUUCCUGUCUGAACAGGAAGUGGCCAGGAAGACGGAGAGCGAAGAGAAGGACGAGUACGAAGAAGGUGAUGAGUACAACGUCGAUGACGGUGGUGGGUGCAUCUCGAAAAACACUUGCGGCGCCAAGAAUCUCCCGUCGCUAGGCGACAACGAGAUGCUAAUCGGGAAGUCGGACAAAACCAAGUCUAGCUACGCGGCUAAUCAUCCGAACUACGGCACCGUGGACAAAUCGACCGGGAUCGAGUCUGAUGAGACAGAAAAUGCCUACGUGCAGAAGCUAAAGAGGCUAAUGGGGCCACGUUAUUACACGCUGCGGAUCCGGCUGGGUCUUCCGGGAAAGAUGGACCGUCCCACAGAGGCCACGGGCCGGACGGUGACUCGCUGCGUUCUCCUGCUCUUCGUCCUCGUCUUCGCCUUCUGCUCGCUGAUCACGUUCGGCACGGACUUCAUCUCUGAGGGACAGUGGUGGGCCGUGACGCUGCUUGUUCUGCUGGUGAUCUCCAUCUCGCUGCUCGUCUUCAUCAUCGUGCAGCAGCCGGAGAACCCGAAGCGUCUGCCCUACAUGGCGCCCUGCGUGCCGUUCGUCCCCGUCUCGGCCAUGUUGGUCAACGUUUAUCUCAUGCUCAAACUCUCCGGAAUCACCUGGAUCCGCUUUGCCGUCUGGUGCUUCAUAGGUGUGCUGAUUUAUUUUGGCUACGGAAUGUGGAACAGCACGCUGGAGAUCACGGCUCUGGAGGAGGAAGCUCAUGCCAGCACGUACCAGCGCUACGACAUGGGCGUCGACGAUAACCUCGCUGUAGAUGACAACCUUUGCCCUCCGGGAGACCGCAAACCCCAAAGCAGGACCGAGAAGCAGAACUGCAACUCAGAUGACGUUUCAGAUCCCAAAAAGUCCUCGUCGUCCCGCGGCAGAGCUAAAACCAAGAACGUGAAGACCACCUUCGAGGCUCUGGUGGUGGACGAGGACUUGGACGAACCGCUGGAAUGAAGAAAGUCUAAAAACACUUGGGCUAGAUGCUUCUCCAAAGUUUUAUUCCGCUUCCUGACCUAUUUAUCUGUUUUUCAUUUGUGUUUUUAACCUUAACUACCGACCAGAAAAAGGAAUUAUAUUUCUAACAGGCCUACUGCAUUCCUUUGCUCUUUGCUUGCUAUCACACACUCCAAAGACGGGCCGGUAAUUACAUUACUCCAUUCCUUCUCUGGAUUUGUAUUUCUUUCAUUUUAAUGUCUCUCGAACUGCAGUAACGAAUGCAUUGUUUAUCUCAUGCUAGCUCGCUAAUUAUCAAAGUUGAACAGCUUUUUCUGGGGAAAAAACCCAGAGUAAUUGUAACUUCUGUGAGAAGUUUCCAUUGGCGUAGGCAGAUUGGCGUUGGCGUUCGACUAGAAUAAUUUCUGAUAUUCUGCUAACACGUAAACACGACAUGAUGAAAUUUAGCGAGUUAGCGUCCAGGGAUUCUCCUCCCGGUGGACCGUUAAUGACUUUCUGAGACCGAGUACCAGAUAAAGACUAAUGAAGUGCGGAAGAGGAAGCCUAAAGGCAGCCAAUCACACGUCAGAUCUGCUUAAUGAAUUCAUCAACAUUAACGAUUAUCGUGAUGAGGUGUUGCUCCGUGUACGCUGCGUUUUUGGUUUGAAAUCAAAAUGGGAAAACAGCUUUUUGUUUCGUUUUUGUUUUUCUCUUGGCGUGCACUAAAAUAGCUCAUAAAAUUAAUUUUAGAAACGAAAACAUUAACCCGCUUUUCAUUGUUUCCACUCGACGCAAAGUCUAGAAAUCAAAUAUUCACAAGUAUUCAAAUGUGAAAAAAAUGUACACAUGGAGGUGAUGUAAGAUCAUUACUAUCUUGUAUGAUCAUUACUAUACUAGUUGUUAAAAGCUUUGUGAUUUUGAGCUGAUGUUAGUUAGCGCUUCGGUUAACGUCUGUGUAUAACUGGGCUGGUUAGCGUUAGCUAAAUAUAAUGAACAUUUGAUUUCAAUUAUUAUUAAUAACUCAAAACUAAUCAAAAUGAAUCAGUCAUUUUAUGGAAAAAAAAAAGAAUACAUUUUCAGUCGCUCCAGGAUUUUUGCGAUCGCAGAAAUCGAGCAAACGCGGCAAUAUUCGGAAUUUUCAAAAUGACCGCGUCAUAUGACGUCGUCACGACGUGUGUUCAGCCAAAGCCGCUUUCGAUUCACGAGUGCAGCCAAAAGGUCUCGUUUACCGACAAACAUCACUGUGCAAGAGCGCGCAGAACUAUUCCGUGAAAUCGCGAUAUGUAGCUUUCUGCAAACACACACACACACGCACACACACACACACACACACACACACACACACACACACACACACACACAAAAACUCUGCAAAUUGCAUCGAAAAUUAAAAAAAAAAGAAAGCUGCAGUACAGUCCAGCGUUUUUACAAUUGCAGCAAUCACAAAAUAAAAUCUGCGAAAUCCUGUACGGAGUGAGUUUCCUAUUUUGGUGAACGCCAAGAAAGAAAAAAAAACUCAAAUAAAAAGUUGUUUGCUUGUUUUCCCCUUUUCAUUUUGUACCAAAAAACAGCGUCCACUGACCAGCGUGCCGCAGUUCGGAGGUAACAUCGGUAGGCCCGGCGCAUCAUCACUUCCUGUAGCAGAAGCGUUCACAGAGCUUCAGGUUUAUUGUUUAAAACUCCACGCGGAGAUGAAACAUCUGAUCUAAACAGGUGAUCAGACUACGAUGGAUUUCUGCGUUCUCUUCUUACGUUCGUUUUCACUUGAAGGUGCCGAAACCAAAAACUCAAAUCUCACUCGUACGCUCUGAGAUGAAGUCGUUCUGUGCUACUGACUGUUUUUAUUUAUUUAAAACCUCGUAUUAGAAUCUUUCAUCCACAACAUCUAGCCCAAGAUGUUGCCGUGGCUCGAGACAGCCACGAGUUUGCUUGCGAUUAGUGCCUUCAUGCGUCUCUGGUCACGACUGCUCAUGCUUACCGACGUGUGUGUUGGUGUGUGUUGGUGUGUGUUUAUUUCUUUUGGUACGAUGAAAACGGAAUGAAUGACACGUGCGUCUUUAAUCAUUCCUGAAAUGUGUGCUCAUUCGUGCCUGCCAUGUUCCACCAUUUCCUCACCAGCUCCGUGUGCUAGCACUGCGCUAAACACGCCUCUGAUCUCACGCCGCACUCGUGCAGAUUCGAGCCGGUGGAGUUUGUACGAAGCAUGACUCCGCCCCUCAUUCAGAACUUCACCAUUCACCAGUCAUACAGUAUGUUUUUAAGGAAAGCACAGAGAUCAUGUUGGUAGGUUUACUCCGGGCGCAGUGGAUCAGCGAGGAUAUGAUCCAGGUUUAAAGUCACGGGGCCCAAAGCUAAACUCGUAACUCAUUCCACCGUAAGAGGCCUUACGUUUUUCAGUUUAGAACAAACAUACAUGUCCGAAUAAACUAAAGAUAUUAGUGAGUACAGAUGGUUCAAUUAAGGAUUAAUAUUCUCUGUUCAGUUCCACAGAGGCCUGGGUCUGGACACGCUGCGCUGAGUUGUUCCACGCAAUGCAUCUGUAAUGUACAGAGCUUUAUUUCAGGUCUUGGGCAGUUUGUGUGUGUGUGUGUGUGUGUGUGUGUAGUUUCUUGUCCAUGUAGCAUGUGGAAAUUAAACUUGCGUCGCUGAGUAAUUUGCAUGUGUGAGAAACCACAAUGAGGCUGUGUUCCAUUACUGUUUUUAAUGCGCCCUUGCUGACUUCCCAUUGGUCCGUACGAGAUCGAGUGACACUGAUGAGAUGAGGGAUCGAGUCGGUGCCGGUCCUGGUUUUAGUCACUGAAAGGGGCGGAGCUUAAGUUAGCUUUCCGUCACAUCGCAGCAAUUUGCCAAUGAUUACUUUUUUUAACUUUACUAAGAGUGACAUAGGUUUUAUCCGUUUAUAGUUACAUUGAUAGUUUAAUGUUGUGGAACGCCUGGGAAAUGCAGAUGUUGACAUUUCUGUGGACUGUGGAUUUCUCUGUGUAUAUAUGUAGGAACUGCGCGAAGAGUUAUUGCUCGGGAGUUAGCAUGUGGGCCAGUAAGCGAGCAAAACACCACAGCGUGCUGGAAGUGCACACUCCUGUGGAAUAGACGAUGCACACUUUAGAGUGAACGAGGGUGCGCUGAAAGCGGUUUGGGACGCAGAGUGUGACGCAGCAAUUCCUCCUGUUUACAAAGCCAAAUUCUGCCGACCGCCAUUUUCCUUAACAAUCGGAUAUAAAAUGGUGUCUGAGGAUUUUUUUACGGUCGUUUCAUAAAGAGUUUUAACGCCAACGCUUACAGGAAGAAACCCCAAACCUCUGAGUGCACGAACGCCUGGUUCUGUUUUAUCAUUUACCAUUCUCUAAAUACUGUCACCAUCCUUCACUCAGCAUGGUGUGUUCUGAUAGGAUGAGAGCCGUACAGUGUGUCCUUAUUGGCUGAGAGCAGUACGGUGUGUUCUGAUUGGCUGAGAGCAGUACGGUGUGUUCGGACUGGCUGAGAGCAGUACGGUGUGAUCUGAUUGGCUGAGAGCAGUACGGUGUGUUCUGACUGGCUGAGAGCAGUACGGUGUGUUCUGAUUGGCUGAGAGCAGUACGGUGUGUUCUGAUUGGCUGAGAGCACAGUGUUGUUGUGUUUAUAUUUUUGAAAAUAUACAGUUAUAAAAGUAUAGUUGUUUCAGAAUUGAUGGCAUCUUCAAUAUCACCAUUAGUGAAUUAUUUCGAACCGUAUUUGGCACAUUUUUUGAGAAUUUCAUUGCAGUUUGUGGUUUUUAUCAACUUUUUACUGUUCAAUGUUUGAGACUAAAGUGUGAAACGUUCCCAUAAAACCACACUGAUGGGACGUUGAAGGAUUUCAAUUAGAGCUGCCUGCUGAUGAUGUCAUAACGGGCGUCACACCAUCUGACCGAUCAGCAGCUUCGCUUCAAAUCACACUCUUCAGAAAAGACACGAUACAGACUACACUAUAAUAUCAGGCUUUAAAUGAAUGAAUUAGCGAAAGCUAAAAGACGGGUUAGCUACGUCUAGCUAUCAUGGCGAUAGAGCCCUGACAGGAUGAACAGUAUCGGUGAAGAAAGCGUCGGAUUAGUGUUUGAUUACUGAUAAAAAUAAAACCGCUCCCGCUCCAGGAGUGCACUCGGACGUUUGGGAAUGAAGGUGUGUAUUUUUAAAGAGCUCUUUCAGUAAAUUUAAGUGUGGGUAUGGACUGUAGUUUGUUCGAGACUCGAGCACUGAGACAGCGUUUCGAACAGAACCGGAGAUUGUGUAAAGGAAUAUUUUAUUACGGAUCUAUUUUAGAAAGAAAUUAGCCACUGUUAGCACUAAGACUUGGCUAGCGUUUAUUUGAUCUAUUUCCUGUUGACGAUACACGCUGCGCAUUGUUGUGUUUGUUGCACAGAGUGUGUGUCGGGUGUGUGUUGUUCGGGUGAGAUCAGCUUCCCGGUGUAAACUUGGUCUUUUUGGAUGUUAUUCUUGUAAGAUUUUAAAUUAUUUAAAAGAAAAAAAAGGCCAAAAUAUAUAUCUAUAUAUCUAUCUAUCUAUAUAUCUCAUUUUGUUGUUUUUUUUUGUUUGUUUGUUUGUUUGUUUGUUUGUUUGUUUGUUUCACCAUUUGUGGUCCUGCUACCGCGUCACAUUGUGUGAUGAUGUUGUCAUGGCAACAAUGAAAGCUGUUUAUUGCAGACCUGA